This is a messenger RNA of Spodoptera littoralis (African cotton leafworm), 429 nucleotides long. The record is from the annotation of a GenBank genome assembly. NCBI's taxonomy places the organism in Eukaryota, Metazoa, Arthropoda, Insecta, Lepidoptera, Noctuidae.
AUGGACACGGUUCCAAUUCAACAUUAUGUGGCAAUCGUCAUUCCAGUCAAGUUUAUACCAUUGAGCUAUUUAUCCAGCGUAAGGCCGUCUAAAUUGAGAGGCGGGAUGCGAUACACGAAUGUUCCAAUAUCAUUGCAAAGGCAGAUACAGUUACAUCGAUUCCGGGAGCCGAUCGGGAUCAACUGGCGUUCGUCCAAACAACAGUUUAUUGCUGACACUGUGCACUGUUUACUGAGCAAGCCGUCACCUAAAUAUGUUCCCGGCUUUACAAGCUUUUAUCUCACCCAAAUGCGUUGUUCUACUCGAGCCGGAUGCGGAAAUGCUUGUUGCUAUCAACGUAGAAAUGGUCCGCGAUAUAUUUCUAAUAGGAAUUGUGUGUCAUCAUCAUCGCUCGUUUUGUUUUGGUUUUUCAAUGUAAAUAUUGUGUGA